This is a messenger RNA of Humulus lupulus (European hop), 801 nucleotides long. Its product is annotated as dirigent protein 1-like. The transcript has a single exon. NCBI's taxonomy places the organism in Eukaryota, Viridiplantae, Streptophyta, Magnoliopsida, Rosales, Cannabaceae. Bases 72 to 644 code for a protein of 190 amino acids. The record is from RefSeq and is a predicted model, not a curated record.
CUUCACACUGGAGUGACCAUCGAUCACUGCCUCUCUUCAUAUUUUCUCAUUCAACAGCCACCACCUAAAAGAUGGUACUUAUUUCCAAACUUUCAUUAACACUGCUUCUAGCUCUGGCAAUAACAAUACCACCACUAUCCCAAUCAAAGGAGCUUAAAGAAACCUACAUGUCCUUCUACGUCAAUGACUAUUCCGCCGGUCCAAACUCAACAGUCGCCGCCAUCGCCGGCAUCCCCGGAAAGCAGUGGACGGUCACACAGUUUGGGACCAUCUACAUCACCGACGACCCUAUCAUGGACAACCCUGACCCCAACUCCGCCCCAAUAGGGCGGAGCCUAGGAACAUACGUGACCUCAGCAUUAGAUGGACUUAUUUUGCACGUGUCUAUAUCUGUGGUGUUCACGGCCAAGGAGUACAUGGGCAGUACCCUAGAACUUCAAGGGGCUUAUAAGCAUUUUGAGCGUAGAUCAGAGAUUUCGGUGGUUUCCGGGACCGGUCAAUUCCGGUUCGCCAGAGGGUACGCUACGUUUGAGACUUAUUCAUGGGACCCUAAUACAGCUCACGCCAUUUUUCUGUGGAAUUUUACUGUGUUACAUUAUCAUAGUAGUAAUACUAAUAAUAUGUGUGGAGAUCAUUGGGUCUAGGUUUUAUGUGUUAUGAGUUUGGGCCAACUUAAUUGCGUCACACGAUGUGGAUUUCUGUUUGUUAACUGUUUUUUCCCUCUUUUUUAUUGGCGUUAGAUGGUGUGUGUACAUCGUUGUACUUUUGUAUUAUAUUUUGUUUCAAAUGGUCUUUUUCGAA